Messenger RNA from Protopterus annectens (West African lungfish), 2313 nucleotides. It is a transcript of the gene ELK4, whose product is annotated as ETS transcription factor ELK4. Lineage: Eukaryota; Metazoa; Chordata; Ceratodontiformes; Protopteridae. Bases 626 to 1849 code for a protein of 407 amino acids. Gene Ontology annotation, biological process: regulation of transcription by RNA polymerase II; cell differentiation. The transcript has 5 exons. The record is from RefSeq and is a predicted model, not a curated record. Gene Ontology annotation, molecular function: sequence-specific DNA binding; DNA-binding transcription factor activity, RNA polymerase II-specific. Gene Ontology annotation, cellular component: nucleus.
ACGCUGCAGAGGAAUUCCUUGGAAAUUGACAGGAGCCUGUAAUGGCCAAACUGGAAGGGAGCAAACAAUGGUAUCCUGCAAUCUGCAGACGACACAUUCAAACAAACUUAUUUUCAUUCUACGUGUGCUGUAGAUCAUCUUCUUUUAAGAAAACAAAGUGGCACAGUUUUUGGCACACAGUAAGAUCCUCCUAUGUCUAUGCACGCAUGCUUAGAGCAGCAAAGGUUUCUCCACCCUUUUUCAUAUUUACGGGCAAAUUGCGCUUGAUGAAGGAUCGAUACCCGUAUUCGCAGUCAGGUGUCCCUACUCAAAGACAAUAACAACAAUUUGGCGAAAUGUAACCGUUUGAAUGAUGAUCCUUUAGGACAGCCUGACCUGAACGACAGUUUUUUGAAAACGCAGUAUAUAUUUUUUUCUUGGUGGAGAUGCUAAAUAUGCUAAAAAGGAAGUGAUCUCAGGCGUUAAAUAAUUUCCUGCUCUUAAGGGGAAAGCGAUUGUAGACUUAACUGCAAAACAGCUGUAUUAGUUAUGUUAUCAGUUCAGUGAUCCAAACUUGUGGGAAAGAUAAGUGUUGGAAAUGUUUUUUUGCGUAUGAGUGCCAAGCCACCUGGCUAGCUCCUGUGUUAUGGAUAGUGCCAUAACCUUGUGGCAGUUCCUGCUACAGCUGCUCCAGGAACCUCAGAACAAGCACCUGAUUCAGUGGACUUCAAAUGAUGGUGAAUUCAAGCUCCUGCAAGCAGAAGAGGUAGCCAGGCUGUGGGGAAUCCGGAAGAACAAACCCAGUAUGAACUACGAUAAGCUGAGCAGGGCACUGAGAUACUACUAUGUAAAGAAUAUUCUGAAAAAAGUUAAUGGGCAGAAGUUUGUAUACAAGUUUGUCACCUACCCCCAAAUCUUGGACCCGAGUGUCAGCAGUAUUCUUGAGUCCAGCUCCGAAUCUGGUGCUCUUCGGGAUAAAGAAAAUCAAGUAAAAGAGAAGCCGCUGCCGCCACAGUCUGCAUCUCGGUCAUCUAGUCGGAAUGACUACAUUCACUCAGGGCUCUAUUCCUCGUUUACACUCAACUCAUUGAACUCUUCUAAUGUGCAACUUUUCAAGUCUAUUAGAAUUGAAAAUCCAGCAGAAAAGAUGAUGGAGAAAAAGGCCACUCAUGAGUCUACAGCCUCUGUCAUCAGAUUUGGCACCAUUUUGCCUAGAAAUGCACCCUCCGCUCCCCUGCACCUCCAUCUCCUGUGGAAGAGAUCAUCUCUUCCACAGAAGAAUCGUCAUCUGUUGCCAGACUUGACUGCGUCAGUCAGCAGUAGUCACCCAGGAUCUUCCAUUUCACCACCAUUGCUCAUUCCUUCACGCUCACCAUCUCCACCAUUAAGCUGUGAUGUGGAGACUUCUGAAAACAUUAAUGCCUGCACAGAAGAUAUCCCCAUUCCUCCAGGACAUUUGGAAGUAUCUCAUGAGCUUUCCACAGAGAUCAAGGACGAGUUUUCUGUAGAAGAGAAUGUCAGCCCAAGUCAGUCUGUAAAAUCAAAAAAACCAAAGGGUCUUGAACUUCUGCCUACAUUGCUUGUCACUAGUCUUGAUAGCCCACUUGGACUUUUAAGCCCUUCUCUUACACCAUCAUUCACCCAAGGACUUUUUUCACAGACACCUAUCUUGUUGACUCCGCCUCUCCUGCCAAAUGUCCACUUUUGGAGUACACUUAGUCCUGUGGCACCCCAUAGUCCUGCCAGGUUACAUGGUGCAUCCACCCUCUUUCAGUUUCCAUCUGUGCUAAAUAGCAUGCACUUCACAGUUCCGAGUUCCGACUGCCCUUCCACGCCAGGACCUCUGUCGCCAGAUCCUCAGAAGACGUAGUGGAGUAAGAGAUCGCUACAGUUAUGAAAAAUAAAGAGGAGACUAGAUCAGUACUGACAACUAUCUUUACGUACAUUUUUGUAUUCUACAGCACUUGAUGUUUGAAGAGGAUUGUGCCACUGGCCUGUCCUGUACUGCUGCUCUUUGCCUGUCUGUUUUGAUAAGUUCUUGAAUCAUUGUGAAAUGCCUUAGCGAACUCACUGGUUGGCGAGUUGAUUUACUUCAGCAAACUGUACCAAACCUAGCUAUGAGUUGGGAGCCAUUGAUGUUUUGUUCUUAUUGUCAACAAUGCAGUAUUCAUUGCACUUGGAUACAAAGAAAAGAUGCAAGAGACAUUCGUGCUUUUUAUUUUUUUUAAAUACUCAUUUUUUCUUCUAAUCCUGUAUGUAGAUCCUGACAGAAUGUUACUAUAGCAUUUUAAGAGAUACAGCUAAGCAAUAUUUUUAUAAAGCAGUAAACGAUUA